AUGACUGAGCAUUUUUCCUAUGUCCAACUUGCAGCACUCGUUCUCGCCGGAAUCUUCUUGAAAAGACUUUUAAGGAAGAAGUCGGAGCCUCUUCCUCCAGGCCCCAAGAAGCUUCCUUUGAUAGGAAACCUCCUUGACAUGCCUUCUUCCCAAGAGUGGUUCACGUUCGCGGAAUGGGCAAAAAAAUGGGGCGAUAUAGUGUCUGUCUCUGUUUUGGGACAACAAAUAAUAAUCGUGAACACCAUUGAUCAAGCAAUGCAAAUGCUCGAUAAGAAGAGUUCUAUCUACUCUGACAGACCCAUCAUUCAAAUGGGUGGCGAACUGGUUGGUUGGAGGAACACACUCGCGCUUCUGCCAUACGGCGACCGAUUCCGCAACUAUCGUAAGCUUUUUCACCAAGCAAUUGGCACCCACUCCGCUAUGUCGCGAUUUUACGUCGUGGAGGAACUCGAAACUCAGCUAUUCUUGAAGAGAAUCCUAUCGAAUCCCGAUGAUCUAGCUGCCCAUGUGCGAAAGACGGCUGGCGCCAUCAUUUUGCGCAUCUCGCAUGGUUACGAGGUCAAGGAGAAGGAGGAUCCGUUUGUCACGUUGGCUGAUUCGGCGACUGAACAAUUUUCUCUGAGCACCGCGCCUGGCGUGUUUUUGGUGAAUCUUGUCCCUGCACUACGGCAUAUACCCCAAUGGUUUCCUGGCGGUGGUUUCAAAAAGAUUGCAGCACAAUGGGCCCAGACACUCGUAGAUAUGGCUGAAGGACCUCACCAAUUCGUAAAGAAACAAAUGGAGGUCGGGAAGGCUGAAGACUCCUUCACGUUGAGGCUUCUUGAAUCUCCUGACUACACUCCCGCUCAGGAACACGAUAUCAAGUGGUCCGCUGCUUCGCUGUAUUCUGGAGGUGCUGAUACCACUGUAUCCGCGAUUUAUGCGAUAUUUUUAGCCGCUGUGCUGAACCCUGGAGCUGUGAGAAAAGCACAGGAGGAACUGGAUAGGGUUACUGGAAAUAAUCGCCUUCCUACUUUUGCUGACAGAGUGGACCUCCCUUACACAAACGCAUUCGCUCUUGAGGUUCUCCGGUGGCAUUCGGUUACCCCUACGGGUAAGAAAAUAGCUAAGCUUGGCUUUGUGAUCGUCCUUGGCCUGAUCGCAUAUACAGGUGUACCUCACCGCGUCUCUGAGGAUAACGUGCAUAAUAAUUAUUUCAUCCCAAAAGGUGCCCUGGUCAUCACCAAUAUUUGGUACUAG
Psilocybe cubensis is the source of this 1239-nucleotide messenger RNA. RefSeq lists its product as uncharacterized. The transcript has 6 exons. NCBI's taxonomy places the organism in Eukaryota, Fungi, Basidiomycota, Agaricomycetes, Agaricales, Agrocybaceae. The record is from RefSeq and is a predicted model, not a curated record. Bases 1 to 1239 code for a protein of 412 amino acids. Gene Ontology annotation, molecular function: monooxygenase activity; heme binding; oxidoreductase activity, acting on paired donors, with incorporation or reduction of molecular oxygen.